This is a messenger RNA of Vollenhovia emeryi, 2676 nucleotides long. It is a transcript of the gene TfIIA-L, whose product is annotated as transcription initiation factor IIA subunit 1. The coding region runs from base 332 to 1489 and encodes 385 amino acids. The transcript is spliced from 8 exons. Gene Ontology annotation, biological process: transcription by RNA polymerase II; transcription initiation at RNA polymerase II promoter. Gene Ontology annotation, cellular component: transcription factor TFIIA complex. Lineage: Eukaryota; Metazoa; Arthropoda; Insecta; Hymenoptera; Formicidae. The record is from RefSeq and is a predicted model, not a curated record.
GCCCUUGCGCAGCCGUGUGGCGCGCCUGCGCGGAGGAGACCGGGCGCCCGUCGUAGUGUUGCUGCGCGAGUUUACGGCCAGCCCCCCGAUGGUAUUCGUGGAGCCGACGGGGCGAGCUGUGGGUUCCGCUGUGCGCUCCGCGUUCUGUUUUCGCAGGUACCGUCCGUGGACGCGAGGCUGCCCUCGGAGAUCGUCCCCGGCGACGAUGCACCGGUGCGGGCUGUGAAGCGACGCGGGCCAGGAUUCCCCCGCGGUGCAUCUGCUCAUCGUGUUUCGCUUCCAAUCUCGGUCGGGCGAGCGCGUCCACGCCGAUCGUGCGUGUCGCGCCACGAUGGCCCUCAGCCAGACGAGCGUGCUGAAACUGUACAACACUGUGAUAGAGGACGUAAUAACGGGAGUGCGAGAGUCGUUCAUAGACGAGGGCGUGGACGAGCAGGUCCUGCAGGAGCUCAAGCAGAUAUGGGAAACGAAGCUGAUGUCCAGCAAGGCCGUAGAGUCGAAUCCAGAUCCGCCUGAGCCGCAGGUCCCGCAGAUCAACACGCACAAAGCCGUGUCUGUUAACAAAGCUAAUGUAGGCAAUCAUUUUGUACAACCAUCCGCUGGAAAUGCAGUGCCGCAAGCGCAACCUCAGCAGCAAACCCAGCAGCAAGCACAAGUGCAGCCACAGCAAUCGGCGCAACCUCAGCAACACACGCAUCUUUCCAUGGGAACAACGUUGCAGCAACAGCAGCCGCAGACGCAGCCGCAGCCACAGCCGCAGCCGCAGCCACAGCAGCAGCAGCAUUCGACGACACCGGUGCAACAAGUGGUGACCACCUCGGCUGUGCUCGACCGACAAGUGCCCAUACAGAUCACCUUACCUCCACAGCCCGGCGUUCCGGACGGGCCGCAGCGGAUUUUAAGCAUACAAGUUCCUGCAUCUGCUCUUCAAGCAAACCAGCUACACACGAUUUUAACUGGCCCGGUAAUUUCCGCCGCGAUGGGUCUUCCAGCACACUUAGCCUCGACUCUGUUGCAACAGCAUGUGAAUUCUACGCUGCAAGGGCAGGCAACGUUAGCUCCGUUGCAAGUGAACCAGCCCCUUCAAGUGGUCACACAAAGUACAAACAGCGUUGUCACACAAAGGCCGCCUCAAAGUCAGCAACAAAAUAAUAUAAGUCAGAUGGACGGAGGAGUGGGUGACUCCACUGACGACGAUGACGAAGAGGAGGAAGAAGAUAAUGACGACGACGACGAGGAUAUCGAUGAAAAAGAGGAGGAAGAACAUGACGAGGCGGCGGCUCGCGAAGAGGAACCUCUUAACUCCGAGGAUGACGUUACGGAUGACGACCCCACUGAUCUCUUCGAUACCGAUAACGUAGUCGUGUGUCAGUACGAUAAGAUCACGAGGAGUCGGAAUAAGUGGAAGUUCUAUCUGAAGGACGGUAUAAUGAAUCUAAGUGGCAAAGACUAUGUGUUUCAAAAGGCGAACGGGGAUGCUGAAUGGUAACUUUAGCAAAAGUGCGUUAUGUAUAUAUAUUGACUGAAUAAUAUAUAUGCAUAUUGACGAAAGCACCAUAUCGAUUAGUGGAUUUGGUACCACUAACAUCAUGGACAAUGAACGUGAAGAAAUUGUAUUCUAUAGACAUAGUAUAUAUUAUAUACAUAUAUAUUUUGAAAUCCUCGAUUAUGAACUUUUUCACGUGGAAGGAAGUUGACAAACUUCCGUUCUCUAUUUGUGAUCUGAAAACAGGACGAUAUCGUACGUUUGAGUUAAAAAGUUUUAAGGGAUUGGUAAACAACUGCUUGUGUGUGAGAUUUGGAAUAAUAAAUGUGUCUUAAUACUGUUGCAGGUAUUCACAAGUUCAUUUAUUUAGAGGAACGAAGGACAAAAUUCAGUAUUUAGGAAAUUUAUCAGCGCGUUUCGUUCAGGAAAUUUAAAUUGCUCUGAAGCUGCAACAAAACUUGAUUUCCACGAACUGUUUUUUUAUUUCCAAGCAUUUACAGAGUAACUUAAUGUUUAUUAAAUGUUUCAGAUAUUUUCCAAUUAACUUUCAGAUUUUUAUUUAAUAUGUUGCAAAUGUACGUAUUUUUGGAGUUGCUAGUAUAAUUAUUUUAAAUUGCUUUCAGAACAGUUUAAAUUGCCUUAUUGUUAGUCAAGUAAGGUAGAAGAUUCGUGAGUUAGUAAAUUUUAUGUUAUUAUGCGUCCAUCAAAGGUUGAACGAGAUCAGUGCCGUGAACGUGUUUAUAAAAAUUUGUUCUUAAAUUAUAAUUUAUGAGUGAAGAUUAAUAUUUAGUUAGUUUAAGAUAGUUGUUUAAUUUGGAGAACGACGAUAUAAGCAGGCUUACAAAACUCACGAUGUGAUUAUGAAUACGGAAAAAUAGUGUGCAAUUUCUGUAUAUUGUAUAUGGUAUUAGCUUCGCUGAAGACGGUCCAUAUAUUGGUAUAUGGUUUGAAGUCUGGAUGAAUUAUUUUAAAUAGUCAAAUCUAAUUUGACGAUACCAAAAAGGAGCGUAUAUUUUAUGACAAUUUUGGUGAAAAUUAUACAUCAUAUAGAAUAUGAUUAAUAUACAGGUGCUGUCGGCAAAAUAUUACGGUAUCUGCGUUAUAUUGUUCGUCGUAUGCCUUAUAUAUUCCAAGUUUAAUUUAUAAAUUAAACAUCUUGGAAUUUGCAAAAUAAAUGUUUCACAACAAAA